This is a messenger RNA of Racocetra fulgida, 268 nucleotides long. NCBI's taxonomy places the organism in Eukaryota, Fungi, Glomeromycota, Glomeromycetes, Diversisporales, Gigasporaceae. The record is from the annotation of a GenBank genome assembly.
GACGUGGAGGCUUUGGAACAGUAUAUCGAGCAAAUUCUCUUUCGUUAGGUUACGUGGCCAUUAAGGAAGUAGAUUCAGAAAGAGAUGAAAAGGCUCAGAAGAUUUUUAGAAAUGAGCACACUUUGAAUAUUCUUAUCCAUGAUGGAAAUAUUAAAAUUUCAGAUUUUGGACUUUCAAAAAAUCUUAACAGCAUAGCAACUAGCAGUAAAGGAUUUUAUGGUGUAAUCCCUUUUAUUGAUCCUUGUAAACUUCAAGAUCAAAAGUAUCC